Messenger RNA from Megalops cyprinoides (Indo-Pacific tarpon), 2442 nucleotides. It is a transcript of the gene tdrkh, whose product is annotated as tudor and KH domain containing. NCBI's taxonomy places the organism in Eukaryota, Metazoa, Chordata, Actinopteri, Elopiformes, Megalopidae. Gene Ontology annotation, molecular function: RNA binding. The coding region runs from base 180 to 1841 and encodes 553 amino acids. The transcript has 14 exons. Gene Ontology annotation, biological process: spermatogenesis. The record is from RefSeq and is a predicted model, not a curated record.
UAGAUGCAUCACGGUAAGCAGCCGGGCCAAUCAAAGCUAAAUUAUUCCGCUGCCUCUAAUAAAGAAUUCGUUCAACGUAGAGGUACAGCCGACGGAAAGAUCCCAGACAGACUCACGUGAAGGUGCCGUUGUCGGCGAAGUAAAACAGGUGGCACCUCCCCCUUGGCAGGUCGCAAGUGAUGGCAGGCAUGAGGGAGGGGCCCUGGAGUGCCCUGAGCAUGGGGAAGAAGGUGGCCCUUGCCGUCGGAUUCCCUAUUGGGGCCACGGUUGCCUACGUCCUCUUUCAUCGUUUCAGACGUGGCGGCGCUCAGAAGGAAGGUACUGAAGAGUCCAGAAUGACCAUCCCUCUGGAAGUGUAUAGAUCCAUUGUCAGACACCAGGGCUCCUUCCUGGACCUGGUGGGCCAACAGACAGGUGCACAUUUGAAGAUGUUGUCAGAGCCUGGGGAGAAGAGUUUUGCAUGCUUCUUGCUGCAGGGUUCUGCUGAGCAGGUGUUCCUGGCGAAGUGUGCGCUGGACAAACUAGCCUCUGACUGUGAGGUCAUCACUGAUGUUAUGGAGGUGCCCCAGACUGCCUUUGGUCGAAUCAUAGGGCGUGGAGGGGAGUCCCUGAAGCUGAUUUGCCGGACCUCAGGAGCCAGAGUAACUUGUCCACGGGAUAGGGGCCGCAAUUUGGGAGAGAAGGGCAAAGUCUCCAUAGUGGGAACACGGCGUGAGGUGCAAAAUGCGAGGGAGAUGAUCAUGGAAAAGGUCAUCGAGAAUGAGGAGGUACGCCGCCGUAUCUCUCAGUCCUCUUCUCUCCGCCAAAAGAGGAGGCCUCCUGACCCUGCUGAGGUUCAGAGGAGUAAGCAGGCUGAGGUGUUGCUAAAAAAGGACCUUCAUGAGGAGGAAUCACAGCCUUCUCAAAGCAAAGCAAAGAGCAAAGGACUGGUGCAGGUCAAUGGUACCACAGGGAUUCCAGACAGUGGUGCGGUUGUAGCAGAAGAGUCGUCCAGCCCUGAAGAGAAAGGGGAUCACACACCAGUGUCUCCUGCAGGGGUGUCCAAGUUUGAAAUCCCCAGCCCUGACCUGAGCUUCCAGCCCGAUGAGCACCUGGAGGUGUAUGUGUCAGCAGUGGAAAAUCCACAGCACUUCUGGAUCCAGAUCCUGGGUGUUCGAUCGCUGCAGCUGGACAAGCUGACUGCUGAGAUGAAUCGCUUCUACAGUACUGGCACUCCAUCUGAGCAGAAAGUCCAGGCAGUUGUUGUCGGGGAUAUUGUGGCUGCCCCCUACCGGGACCAUGGCACCUGGAACCGGGCGAGAGUACUCGGAGUUCUGGAGUCUGGUCUUGUGGAUCUAUACUAUGUGGAUUUUGGAGACAAUGGCGAGCUGCCCCCAGAGAGCCUUCGGCGCAUGAGAAGUGACUUCUUGAGCCUUCCCUUCCAGGCAAUCGAAUGCAGUCUGGCUGGUGUACAUCCUUCAGGAGAGACCUGGACAGAGGAGGCUCUCAAUGACUUUGACCAGCUGACAUACUGUGCUCAGUGGAAACCACUGCUUGCAAAACUGUGCAGUUACUCCCAUUCUGAGAUCUCUUCCUGGCCCAGUGUCCAGCUCUAUGAUAACAGCCACGGGAAGGCGCUGGACCUGGGUGAGGAGCUCAUUGGAAGGGGCCAUGCAGUACGCCACCAGGACUUGGGUGAUGGAGGGCUCAGGGGUGACCGAGAUGACCCGGGUUCACUACAGAAGAUGCUGGAUGAUGUGACUGGAGCCACCUCAGAACUCAGUCUCUCCUGUAUCAGCCUAUCAGAAGUUGCCUCAAUCUCAGGAAGCGUGGAUGAUGUCAUUGAGGAUGAAUCCAUCUAAAACCAAAGACAAACUGUGUUGCCCGCUUCGCAAAACUGCCUUCUGGACAGUGCAGCAGCCUUGCAUUGUGACCUUUGACCUGUGACCCCCUGAUCGAGCCCCCUGUCCCAACCCAUGCCGCAAACUACUGCAGAGAGGGGGUGCAUCCCAAACUUCCCUUUGUUCACAACUCCUUUGAUCACUUCGGAUCACUGAUCAGUGCUGAGCAUGAUAGGCAAUAUGUGGAGUUGAUCAUCACUGAUCCAAGAUCAGAAGAUAUUGAGAAGAAAAAGGAUGAAGGCAGUUGGACAGAAUGCAACCUGGAUGUCCUCUCUUGGGGCCUUCAAGCAAGCAUGAGCGUAGACCUGAGCUCUUUUUCCAUGUUAUAUAUGUUAUCUUUGUCACAUUUCUGUGUGUGUGCGGGGAAAUGUGCAUUUCCAAAGCCACUGUUCAUUUGUAAACCAUUAAGUUCAGUUGAUGCUAUUAAAGCAUAAUAGUUCAAGGUGUCGUCUUUUCCAUCAUUUCUACUUUUGUACGUGCACAGCCUUACAAUCUGGUCAUUGCUCAGGUUUUAAUUUUGGUUGCAGAUUGUUGUCAGGACACUUGUGUGUCCUACUGUACA